Messenger RNA from Fundulus heteroclitus (mummichog), 1654 nucleotides. RefSeq names its product transmembrane protein 144b (gene tmem144b). The coding region runs from base 134 to 1312 and encodes 392 amino acids. Gene Ontology annotation, molecular function: carbohydrate transmembrane transporter activity. Gene Ontology annotation, cellular component: membrane. The transcript has 12 exons. Gene Ontology annotation, biological process: carbohydrate transmembrane transport. The record is from RefSeq and is a predicted model, not a curated record. Lineage: Eukaryota; Metazoa; Chordata; Actinopteri; Cyprinodontiformes; Fundulidae.
AUUGGGUAACUGGCAGCACCUGCUUGCUCUGCAGACUUCCACGCAGCAGACAGACACGCGUGGCCUCUGGCGGUGUUUUAAGGUUGUGAGAGGGUUGUGUCGAGAGGAAAACAGGCAGUCCUUUAUUUUUUUUAUGAUGCCUCUGGUAAAAUGCUCGCCUCUGCUUUUAUUUGUCGUGUCGUUAUUGAUAGUGAGCUGCCUCAGCACUGACGGAUGUAAUGACACCACAGAAGUCUGCUCCCAGGAAACGGUUAUUUUCUUUAAUAACUCUACAAAUAUCACUAACUUUGCUUAUGGAUUGGCUGCAAACAUGGCGGCUGCAGUGCUGUAUGGAAGCACCUUCGUUCCAGUCAAAAGAAUAGAGACAGGGGAUGGUAUGUUCUACCAUUUUGUGAGCUGUGCAUCAAUAUGGGUUGUAGCUCUUUUUGGAGAUCUGUUGCUGCAGACGCCCAAAUUCCACCCUCUUGCAAUGCUUGGAGGUGUGAUCUGGGCCACAGGAAGCGUAGCUGUGGUUACCAUUGUUAAAGCAAUUGGCCUUGGUCUUGGAAUUUUAAUUUGGGGCUCGGCCAGUCUGUUGAUGGGCUGGGCCAGUUCAAGAUUUGGGUGGUUUGGAAUUGACGCUCAGGAUGUUUCCAGGCCAGUUCUAAAUUACUGCGGUGCUGGGUUGUGUCUGCUCAGUGGUCUGGUGUUUUUCUUUGUGAGAAGUGAUGUGAAGCUACACCCGGAGUCUGAAACGAUUCCUUUACUAAUUGACAGGAGAUCUAUUUCUGGCAGUUUUGCACAACGAUCCUCUGCCUACUGGAUUGACACCAUUGGACCAAAGAUGAGGCGAAUCAUUGGCUGCAUGCUCGCCGUUAUGACUGGCUUGCUGUACGGCUGUUCAUUUGCACCCGUCCUCUACAUAAAGAACCAUUCAACGUGCCCAGACAGCAUAUUUUAUGGAGCCAGUGUCUACGAUCUUGACUACGUUUUUGGACAGACCUCUGGAGUUUUCUUUGCAAGUGCAGUGUACUUUGUCAUCUAUUGUGCUGUGAUGAAAAACAAGCCAAGGGUUUACCCCAGAGCCAUCCUACCAGGGUUUCUGUCUGGAUUGAUGUGGACAGUAGGCACAUACUGCUGGUUCCUGGCUAACAGCUACUUGAGUGCUGUUGUUACAUAUCCUAUUGUCACUGCAGGCUAUGGUCUGGUUGCAGCACUGUGGGGUUCCCUGGUCUUCAGAGAGAUCAAGGGUCUGGUUAACGGCAUCAUCUUCUUCUUUGCAUCCUGUGUUGUGUUGGCUGGCUCUAUGCUGACUGCUGUUUCAAAGCUUUGAAAGCUAAAACAACCCACUGCAAAUGUUCCUUGACCUGCCUUUUUGUUUUCCCCCUUCAUUGACUAAAUUUAUUUUAAAAUAAAUGAUCCCUGAAUUUUUAAAUAAAAGCUAAAUGUCUCUUAAUAGGGAAGAUAAAUAGACAUAUUUGUAACUGAAAAUGAUUUUUAGUCACUUCUACUAAUCUUAAAAAGCCACAUUUGACACUUUAUUCACACCCUUUAAGGGCUGCUGUACUAAAAUAUUGCACAUCUAUUUAAAUUACAAUAUGGUGGAGGUUUUUAUAUUAAUGCUUGAUGAUUGUACUUUGUAAUAUGUCUAUUAAAAUGUAAAUUGUGGCAUUCA